Messenger RNA from Odontomachus brunneus, 1465 nucleotides. RefSeq names its product leucine-rich repeat-containing protein 51-like. The transcript is spliced from 2 exons. Lineage: Eukaryota; Metazoa; Arthropoda; Insecta; Hymenoptera; Formicidae. Gene Ontology annotation, molecular function: protein binding. The coding region runs from base 829 to 1452 and encodes 207 amino acids. The record is from RefSeq and is a predicted model, not a curated record.
UCCAACGUACGACGUCCGAUAUUUAAUAGGAGAACAGCUUUCUAAUAGAGAAUUCAAUUCUCCCUUAAAAAGCUAUUCUUUUCUUUUAUAUACUGUAGAGUAUCGAAUAAAAUUUCCUUAAAAAGGACGUUUUAAGUGGAAAGCACACACUGUUAUAUAAAGGCAUAACGUAUAAGAAAAUUGACCAAUCAGAGUCUUUCCUUUUCAUCAUGGUAAUAGAAAUGAGGACUCUGAUUGGUUUGUUUCCUUAUGUGUUGUACAUUAUGGCCCAUAUUCUGAAUCCUCUUUUAUAAUAAAAAUAGAUCAAAGUAGAUAAAAGUAGAUAAAAGUGCCUUAAAUAUAGCUUUUCAGCCAAUCAGGUGGCUCCUAAGCCUCCUUUAAAAGCACUUUUAUAGAUAAAAGAGGAUUCAGAAUAUAGGCCUAUGUCUUUAUGCAAAAGUAUGUACUCUCCGUUUUACCUGGCAAGAAUACUUUUUUUACCCGUUACAUCGAUUUAAUAGCAAUUCAUUCGCGCUCUGGACUAUUAAAUCCAAGUUUAUGGGUCAAACACGUACAUAUAAGCUUUGUGAUUGGCCAGUAAAACCUUGAGGCGUCUUUAAUCGACUUUGGGUCGAUUAAUCCAAGUCCAAUCGAACAUGCUAUAAAGAAUGCGUUCGGGGAGCACGCUACCAACGCUACCGCGUUCUUCUAUUUUUAUCGCUCCUUAGAUGUAGCGCUGAAUAGCGCUAAUAGCGAGCUUCUCGAACGUAUCAAAAAUUGUCAUCGAAAAGCCACAAGACGCGAACUUCAAAUGUCUUCGAAAUCUGACAACUCUCUGAUAAGACUUGGAUGCCCGCGAUAAUGAUAAGUGCCAAUUAUCCUUCGAAAAGUCAUAGAUCCGAUUAUAGACGAGAUGAACGACAGGAAAUGCUCGUUGCUCCGCCGUUGGAUUUAUCGUAUAGAAAAGCCGCUACCAUGAACGACCUCAUGGAGAAACAUUACGCGCAGACGAUACGCACCGGGAAAGCACCGACGAGAACCAUGAAAGAUCGUUACGUGACCAGUACAUUGUGGCUGAGCAACAAUCUGCUGAACUCGAUGGAAGGCCUGCAGCGUCUCGCGAACAGAGUUCUGGAUGAUCCAGUGCAGCUUAGCUGGCUGGAUUUGUCUUUCAACGAGAUUAGUGAGAUCGACGAGGAUAUCGAGCAGUUCCCGAAUUUGAAGAUCCUUUACUUGCAUGGAAAUAAAAUCUCAAACAUUGCAGACGUUCUAAAGCUGAAGAAGCUGUCGAGUCUUAGAUCCUUGACGUUACACGGUAACCCGGUCGAGGAUAUCUCUUGUUACAGGAGUUACGUCGUGCAUCUCCUGCCGAAGCUGUUAGUCUUUGACUUCUCGCCGGUGAUCGCCGCGGAGAAGAAAAAGGCGUUACCCGUCGGAUUUGCAAAAAUGAUACAGCCUGAAAUACGAAUAUAAAACUUUAUUCUUA